Messenger RNA from Microplitis mediator, 6116 nucleotides. RefSeq names its product tubby-related protein 4 (gene Tusp). NCBI's taxonomy places the organism in Eukaryota, Metazoa, Arthropoda, Insecta, Hymenoptera, Braconidae. The transcript has 13 exons. Gene Ontology annotation, molecular function: protein binding. The record is from RefSeq and is a predicted model, not a curated record. The coding region runs from base 219 to 4259 and encodes 1346 amino acids.
GUUAAUUAAAACUCAUUUUUAUUUUAAUAAAAAUUUAUAUAAAAUUUAAAUUUUUUAUUAAAAUUAAUAAAUUUAUGCAGUGAUUUAUUAAACUAUAUAUACAUAUACAUAUAUGACUUAUAGUUAUGAUUAUUAUUAUUAUAAAAAUUGUUUAUUUAAAAUAAUUUAAUGACUUUGUCGUUAAUGGAUUUAAAGUUUAUAAAUUAUAAUUUUAAAAAAUGCAUUUGCAUUUUGAAAAAAAUAAUAAUGCCAAGUGCGAUUGUAAUAUUUUAUCGCUUAGUUGGAUGGGAAAAGUACCAGAUGAAUUACCUGAGGAUGAGGGUUGGAAACUUAAUCGUACAAAUUACUACCAGGAAGGGUGGCUAGCUACUGGAAAUGCACGUGGUCUAGUUGGAGUUACUUUUACGACAUCACACUGUCGAACAAGAACGACUGAAAAUCCACUGAGAGCCAAUUAUAACUUACGUGGACAUCAAAGUGAGGUCAUACUCGUAAAAUGGAACGAGCCAUACCAAAAACUUGCAUCUUGUGAUAGCUCUGGAGUAAUAUUCGUUUGGAUUAAAUAUGAAGGAAGGUGGAGCAUCGAAUUAAUCAACGAUCGUAGCACCCCUGUCACGCACUUUUCAUGGUCCCACGACGGCAGAAUGGCGUUAAUAUGCUAUCGGGAUGGAUUUGUACUAGUAGGAAGCGUAGCAGGCCAACGUUACUGGUCAUCAAUGUUGAACGAUCAAGCAACAAUAACAUGUGGUAUCUGGACACCAGAUGAUCAACAGGUUUACUUUGGCACGACAUCAGGGCAAUUAAUAGUUAUGGAUGUACACGGUGCGAUGGUAUCCGAAGUACAGUUGACAUCUGGUAUUACAUCAAUGGCAUGGAGUGCGGAAAAAUUCAAAAUGGAAGAAGGUGAUGAUGACGUAACCGGUAACCAAACCCAACAAGAUGAACGCACUUACGUAUUGGCUGUUUGUCUUGCCGAUGGCAAUAUCGUUAUGUUACGUUCGUAUGACGAUUUAUCACCGAUAACAAUAAAAACAGGUUUAAAAGCACCUCUUUUCGCUGAAUGGAGUAAUUCACGUAAAUUACUUGCCAUUGCUGGUACUAAAGAGUCCGACGGUUGCAUUUCAACAAAUAACCCACCAGAGUAUAAUAAUUUCCUCAAAUUUUAUUCCGACACUGGAACACUUAUUUAUACUACGGCGAUCCCUUACACGCAGUGUCAAGUAUCUGCGUUGACAUGGGGGCAUAAUGAUCGGAGAUUAUUUAUUGCUACUGGUGCUAAAGUUCACGCAGCAUGGGUGUCAAGGAGAGUUGGAUCAUUGCAAUUAUUAUCAAGAUUAGCAGUAAGAGCAUCUUUAACACGUGAAUCUAGUGUACAACAAUUGCCAUUACCUCCUAGGUUAAGAGCACUCGUUGCAGCCCUUUUUGCUAGUACAAUAAGAUCCUGUGUGCCAGAACCUCGUGAGUUACGUAAAUUCGUUUCACGGCCGCCACCUAGCGGUGGUCGACUUCACUGUACAAUGUUGCGACACGCGGGUGAACCAGCACCGUGUUACACUUUGUAUCUGGAAUAUCUCGGCGGAUUAGUUCCGUUGUUAAAAGGACGCCGUACAAGUAAAAUACGUCCAGAAUUUGUAAUAUUUGAUCCACAGAGUCAGGAUACACUUCAAAUACCCGAGUAUUCAUUUCCAUCAUUUAGCGAUGGGUCGGAUACUGAACGUGAUACUGCUGAAUUAUGUGGAUCACCGCGAAAUAAACGAAAAAACCGACGGAGACGUGAUGAUAAAUCUAAUGAUGAAUCUGAUGAUUUAACUUACGUUGAUACGUUGCCAGAGGAUGGCAGACUCGUUGAAGUAACAUCGAAUAUUUGGGGUACAAAGUUCAAAAUUCACGGUCUAACUGAUUCAGUGCCUGCAAAUUUAGGUCAAGUUACUUACAGAACAUCAUUGUUGCAUUUACAACCGCGUCAAAUGACACUUGUUAUGACUGAAUUGCGUGAUGAUUUACCAGCUGGCCCGGAUCCGUCAUUCAAUCCAAAUUUAUUCUCCGAAGAUGAGGAAGAGACAUUUCAAGAACCCCAAGGGGCAAGUAGACCAAUAUCUGAUGCUACAGUCGCUGCCGCAGCUACGGCAGUACCGCCACCACCAAUAGCGCCAAUGACAUCACGUAACACGCGUUUGAAUCAAAGUAAUAAUAACACUAAUAAUAAUCACAAUCGACCUAAAUCCCAAAUAUCGAAUCAAUUCAUUCCGACUGAAACAACGUCACCACUAUCGACAACAACCCGAGCUGACGACAGCUAUGAUGAAGAUUUUCCUUACGUUGAUCGUAAUCAUCAUCAUCAUCAUCAUCAUUAUCAUCAUCACCAUCAAGGCAUGCUUGAAUUUUGUGAAAAUUUACGCGCGACUUCAAGUAACUAUCGAACAUCGAGACACAAUCAGCCGCGUUGUUGCGACGUACCGGCAUUGCAAUCACCAAAAAAUGCCGUAGCUCCAACCCAAACAUUGAUAGCAACUUCUAAUGCAAACAAUGAUUAUUCAAAUAAUAUACAACGCGUUAAAACGACUCUUAUCGCCGAACAACAACAAACAAUACGCAAAGAAUUCGAAAACAAUAAAAUAAAUAAUCAUGUUGAUGAUAAAAAUUUACUAUCAGGUCAUCAUCAAUCAUUAGCAAAUAUAAUACCGACCUUACAUUUACAAAAUGGCCAAAAUAAUUUACCGACACCGAGAUGUUCAACAAAUCCUGGUUCUACGUCACCGAUUUAUAAUAAUUUUCCUAAUAGUAAUAAUAGUUUUGUUCAUAAAACAAAUAGUAAUAAAUCAGGAUGUUUUACAUCAAAUUUAAAUUCACCGUCUGGUAAUAAUCAGACAUUGACAUCAUCGAGUUUUAUAACUAAAAAUAAUUUAGGAUCACCAAAUGGUAACUCGUUAUCAAUAACAACGUCAUCAACUUCAUCAUCAUCGUCAUCGUCUUAUACCCCCGGAUGUCAGUGUAUUCACAAACGAAAAGAAACGAAAGUAACAACGGGAUGUUGUGGUAAACCUGGCGGCAGUCAUACGAACCAAGUCGGUAUCACGCAAAAUGGUAAAAUAAUUGAGGAGUUGCGUUUUAUUGAUGAAGAAUCGAAAGACACUGAUUUCAGCCAAUUUCGUAGCGUACAUCGAACACCGACAGUUGUUAGCAUUGGACCAAUGUGCCCGGUUUUAGAUCCAAUGGUACGAAGUUGUAGUGUCGGUUAUUUAGAUCUAGUUGAUGCUCAAAUGGUACCUUGUGAUGUUGCGCUUAAAAUGCUGCGUAAAGAAGCGCCUAAUAAAAGAUUAGUUUUGGUAUCACGUAAAACAAAAAAACGACGUAAAAAUAAAACACACAAUGAUAUUAAUCAGCAGUGUAAUAAUAGUAAACCGAGACUUAGAACCUGUGGUAAAUCACGGAGUUUAGAUUCUAGUGAUAUGUUUCCUAGCACUGAACAAAUUUUACUACCGCCCCAGUUAUUGGAACAUGUGGAAGAAGUUGCUCAAAUUAGGGAACACGAAGAUUAUGCGGAUGGAGGAAUUAGUAAAGGCGACAAUGUCGAUAAAGUCGAAGUUGAUAAUUCGGCGGAUAAGAAUUUUGAUGAUAGCAAAAAUUGUCAAAAAGAUAAUGCACCAACUGGUGAUUCACUGUCGUCAUCACUGGAUGGAUUAGCGGCUCGACUUAGAGAUUUUGAUGAUGCCAAUUCAUUGCCACCUCCAUCACCACGAUCUAAUACACGAUUACCCCGUAGUUCACCAAGUAGUCCAGCACCGACUAAAAAAGGCAAACGUCCAGCUUCAGCGUCUCCUAUUAGAAGGAGAUUACUCUCCAGUCCUUUAUUAAAUAGAAGGACGAGAAAAAGUCGCGGUGAAAGUUCUGAUGAUGAAGGAGCUCAAGAUGACAGUUCUAGCAGGAGUUAUAGGAAUUUAGAGACUUUUCAAAAAGCACAACUUCGACAAAAGUUGAAACAAAGAGGUACUGGUACAUUAGCUAAUAAAGCUGAGGAGCUUGUGAUGCACAAUAAAGCACCGAUGUGGAAUGAGUCAAGUCAAGUUUAUCAAUUAGAUUUCGGUGGACGGGUUACGCAAGAAAGCGCUAAGAAUUUUCAAAUUGAAUAUCGUGGAAAGCAAGUAAUGCAGUUUGGACGAAUAGAUGGUAAUGCUUAUACACUGGACUUUCAAUAUCCAUUUAGCGCUCUACAAGCAUUUGCUGUUGCUCUAGCAAAUGUAACCCAACGGCUUAAGUAACCAAUAAUAUCUUUUUGAAUAAUUAUAAAUUAUUAUUUAUUUAUAAACAAAAUAUUUACUUAUUUUCAUUAACAAUAAUAUUGUUAAUAUAUUAUUAUAUAUUUAUUGCAAAGAUAAAUUAUAGUUAUUGUUUUUAUUCGCAAUGUUUAAUAUAUUUUUAUCAUAUAUUAUACCUAUUUACCGUCCAAAAGUAUUUAUAUUCAUUUAUAAUGUUUUAUAAUUUAUUCCUCUCGUUGAAAAUUUGAUAAUUAUAUAUAAGCAAGACUCCAUUUAUUUUUGGGUGGAAAAUAUAUUCUAAUUUAGACAUUCAAUUUUUUUUCUCUAACUAUUUUUAUUUUUAUGAAAAACAUGAAAAUUCACUAUUUCUAUUUCCUAUCCAAAAUCUUGGGCAAAUCUUACACACGACUUUUUAGUAGUGAGUAAUUGUCUGUCUCUUUAUAUGACUACAGUUCUUGCAACAAAAACUUAUGAAAGAUUUAAACUACAAGUCUUGUGCCAAUCAUGCGCAAGUACCGAAUGAUAUAUUUUACCAAAAGAAUUCCUAAAGUGUAUUUGAAAUUAUAAUGUCAUGGGUAUAAUUAAUGCAAAAGACAUGCGCAAGAAAUUUUUUGAAGAUCCUUACACAUUACUUGCAGCAGAUCUGCGCAAGACACUCGGUGUAACUAUUUCUGUCACUCUACAUAUACAUCGUGACUCCGAUAGAGGGGGUAGAGUGACAAAUAUUUAUAUCAAGUGUCUUGCGCAAAUCUGCUGCAAGUAAUGUGUAAGGAUCUUUAAAAAAUUUCUUACGCAAGUUUUUUACAGAAACUAUUAAAGUAAUUUUUAAAAUGUGUCAUACAAAAUAUAUACAGUAUGCUUACGUAUAAUAUCAUGUGCAAGUCAUACAUAAAUCUUGCAGUAAAAUCUUGACUAAAUAUCUGCUGAGAGAUUUAGUUGAACUAAGAAGCAGAUACGUUGGGGAGUUUCUUAAUCCGUUUGCACGCAGAUUUACGCAAAAAUCUUUUCGAUGAUUCAUACACAUGUCUUGCAGCAGAUCUGCGCAAGACACUUGAUGUAACUAUUUCUGUCAUUCUUUCUAUGCAUAUAUAUGUAUACUGUGGCCUCGAUAGAGGGGGUAAAGUGACAGAAAUAGUUAUGUCAAGUGUCUUGUACAAAACUGUUGCAAGAUCGUCUUCAAAAAAAUUAUUGCGCAAGUCAAUUAAUUUUGCUGUAAGGACUUUGUAAUCUGUCUUGCGCAGACUCGUAAUGAACACUUUUACUUUAGCUGUUUUGGGAACGAAUUAACAACGGAGCGUAACUGAAAAACAAAUUUGAAUCUCUACCGCUAGAGGUCACGUCUUAAGCUCGUUCCCAAUGAAAUCGAAUUGUAGUUUAAAAUUUUUUAUUAUUAAUCUUUCGAAAAAAAAGUAAAAAAAUAAUACAUAAAUUUUUUCACCCAAAAAUAAGUAGAGCCAUACUUAGGAUAAUUACCAAUAAUUGUUUUUGUACAUUCAAUUAAUUAAUAUAAUUAUAAAAAUAAUUAAAAAAAAAAAUAACGAAUCUACUUGUGCUUUGAAAACGUACGCAUAAAAAAAAAAAUUAAUCACUAAUCGUCCGAAAUGAAAAGAAAAUUACAAUUAAAAAUUAUACACAUGAGUACUGAAAUAAAAAUAUACGAAAUACUUGGAACAAAAAAAUAUUUGAAUAAUUCAAAUUCAAAAAUAAAUUGACAAAACAAUCUUGACAAUAUAAAUAUAUUAUAUGAAAUAUAUAAUGGUAUGAAAAAAUAUAUUAUUUAAUAAAAAUAAAAAAAUAAAAAACAAAGUAUAUAAAUUAAUUAAUAAAGGAAAAAGAUAUAAAACGGCGUGAAAUUUUGAA